This is a messenger RNA of Diospyros lotus (date-plum), 1954 nucleotides long. Its product is annotated as DUF21 domain-containing protein At4g14240-like. The record is from RefSeq and is a predicted model, not a curated record. Bases 87 to 1604 code for a protein of 505 amino acids. The transcript is spliced from 13 exons. Gene Ontology annotation, cellular component: intracellular membrane-bounded organelle. Gene Ontology annotation, biological process: magnesium ion homeostasis. Lineage: Eukaryota; Viridiplantae; Streptophyta; Magnoliopsida; Ericales; Ebenaceae.
UCCAAAGCAAAUCCGCCGUAGCCGCCUGAUUCCGGGAAAAUGCGUGUCUGGGAAUAGCAAAACGAAAUUGUCGGAGUGAGAGAUUCAUGGCGGGGAUGCAUGCGGUGGCGGUGGUGCGAAUGAUGGCGAUGGAGGCGUCGGCUGGGGAAGAGAUCGAGUUCGGAACGGCCUGGUGGUUUAUGUACGCAGGGAUCUCCUGCUUCCUGAUCGUCUUCGCCGGAGUCAUGUCCGGCCUUACCCUCGGUCUCAUGUCCCUCGGCCGCGUCGAGCUCGAGAUCCUCCAGCGCAGCGGCACCUCCGCCGAAAUGCGCCAAGCAGCUGCUAUCCUGCCUGUGGUUCAGAAGCAACACCAGCUUCUAGUGACCUUGCUCCUCUGUAAUGCAGGUUCCAUGGAGGCACUUCCUAUAUAUCUGGAUAAGCUUUGCAAUCAGUAUGUUGCUAUUCUGUUGUCUGUGACGUUUGUUUUAGCUUUUGGAGAGGUUAUUCCACAAGCAAUAUGCACAAGACAUGGACUUGCUGUAGGUGCAAAUUUUGUUUGGCUUGUGAAAAUUUUGAUGACAAUUUGCUAUCCAAUUGCAUAUCCUAUUGGAAAGAUUCUAGAUUGUGUGUUGGGUCAUGAUGAGGCAUUAUUUAGACGGGCUCAGUUGAAAGCUCUUGUCUCCAUCCACGGCCAGGAGGCUGGUAAAGGUGGUGAACUCACGCAUGAUGAGACAACUAUCAUUAGUGGUGCACUAGACUUAACUGAAAAGACUGCUGAGGCAGCUAUGACACCUAUUGAGUCAACAUUUUCUUUAGAUGUGAACUCAAAAUUGGACUGGGAAGUUAUGGAAAAUAUUCUUGCUCGAGGUCAUAGUCGAGUUCCUGUUUAUUCUGGCAACCCAAAAAAUAUCAUUGGACUUUUGCUGGUAAAAAGUCUUCUCACGGUCCUACCAGAAAAAGAGACCCCUGUGAGUGCUGUUUCCAUUCGAAGAAUUCCGCGAGUUCCUGCUGAUAUGCCUCUAUAUGACAUAUUGAAUGAGUUUCAAAAGGGUAGCAGUCAUAUGGCAGCUGUAGCGAAGGCUAAAAGGAGAAAGAAAAAUCCCCUAUCACUUACUGAAGGAUAUACUGAAGAGGUGAGAAUUUACAGUGCGGACACGGAGGUUAAUAUUCCUUUGCUAUCAGAGAGAGAUGAGAAAUCAGAACGCUUUGUUGUUGACAUUGAUAAAGCUUCUAAGGCAUCCACCAUUAGUAAGAAAACCUUGUCUCAAUAUAAUGAUGCUGCAAGGAAUGGCUUGCUUCAUAUGUCAGAGGAUAUUGAAGACAGUGAAAUAAUUGGAAUCAUCACCUUGGAAGAUGUAUUUGAAGAACUUCUCCAGGAGGAGAUUCUAGAUGAGACAGAUGAAUUUGUUGAUGUACAUAAAAGGAUAAGUGUGGCUGCAGCUGCAGCUGCUUCUUUAGCAGUGGGACGCAGCCCACCAGUCCGGCGGCUAAGUUGCUAUAAGGGCACGGGAGGACAAAGUAAGCAAGGACAGGCACAGGCAGUGAAGAAGUCUGCAGAGGAGGAUCCAUUUGCACCCAAGUUAACAGGAGAAGUUGGUGAGCCACUUCUUGAGAACAAGAGAUGAAUACAAUUUCAGCCUAGACAUUUAACUUUUUGGUUCCAAUGAACCUGUUAAGACAGAAAUCUGUUUAUAUUGCCAAAGAAAGUAAAUUUAUAGGUAGAGAAAAAUAAAGCUUGCGCUGGGUAAAAAUUUGGAAUUUUGUUGCGCAAAUUAUGUAUCUGCAGGUGUAUUUUGCAAUUGGUUGUAAAUUUUUUGGAAUUUCAUUAGCAGAUUAUCUAAAUCCACCACCAUUUACACCUGGCCUUGUAUAUCAGGUGGUAACUCCAGUGCCUCUCAACAUUAAUCUCAGGUACUCAAAAUCUUCUCCCUGCCUAACCAAGAGGUACUAGCUCAUGCAGACAUAUAUUGAUAAA